This is a messenger RNA of Engraulis encrasicolus (European anchovy), 3619 nucleotides long. Its product is annotated as zinc finger and SCAN domain-containing protein 2-like. Gene Ontology annotation, biological process: regulation of transcription by RNA polymerase II; mitotic spindle assembly checkpoint signaling. Gene Ontology annotation, cellular component: nucleus. Lineage: Eukaryota; Metazoa; Chordata; Actinopteri; Clupeiformes; Engraulidae. Gene Ontology annotation, molecular function: DNA-binding transcription factor activity, RNA polymerase II-specific; RNA polymerase II cis-regulatory region sequence-specific DNA binding. The coding region runs from base 1082 to 2563 and encodes 493 amino acids. The transcript is spliced from 9 exons. The record is from RefSeq and is a predicted model, not a curated record.
GUGUGCGUGUGCGUGUGCGUGUGCGUGUGUGUGUGUUCUCCUCCCUUUCCUGUCCUCUCCUUCCCUCCCCUCUCUGCAUGGCCUACAUUAUGUUUGGUGUUUGGCUGUGUGUUGAAGGCUGUGUUUAUGUGAGGUUUAGGUUUAUACGGUGAGAUUUUGUUUACGGUCAGGUUUUGUAGUGUUUGUCCGUGUGUUUGGUUACUGAAUGUUAAAAGUCUGUGAUGGCUUGUGUGAUGUGAUUCCCUGCAUUCAGAGAAAAUGGAAUAAAAACUAAUGAAAUGGAUUAAGUAAUGAAAGUAAUAUAAAUAAAACAGAAAUUAAAAAAUGAGAGAAAGAAAACACUUAAACAUUGUCUUAUUCAUUCUCAAUGCUUUCUGUUCAAUUGUUUUGCUAGUUACAGUAUUCUGGGUUUAGAAAAUUGAAAUAAUUUUUGGUUACCCUAAAUCACCUGUAACAGGAAAGGUUUAUUGAAUAUGAGAGGUUUAUUAAAUGUUAAAAUAAAGAAGAAAGAAUGGUGUGUUUGUUGGUGUCCAUCUCAUUAUCUAACCUCCCGUUAGUUGUGUUGUGCAAGUCAGGUUGAUAUACAGCCACGUGUGUUCAUUUACAGUUUUAUUGAGUUCAGUGAUAAUCUACAAUGUACUGUAGUAAUGAAAAUAAAGAAAACGCAGUGAAUGACAGUUUCCAAACUUUUGUCCUGUUCAGUCGUACAUAAAGGUGGUUAUCAAGUUAUGCCCCUGUAUCCCCUCCGCACCGCCAGGGGGCGAUACACGAGUUGGUAAACCUAAACACGGAAGCCUAGAUACCGUAGACAGAGUUCGAGGAAAUGGGGCAGCGCACAUCAUAACAGUAGCUCCUCAGUCUUUCUGUGAAACUUUAAAUACAUCGUUCUAAAAGGUGAAGCUACCUAAAAGGAAAACUGCGCUAUUUUCAACGGUCUUGCACUAUUAGAUGGGUAAAUCUAUCAUUUCAUAUCCAUAAACGUUCUUCCUCAUACAAAGCCAGGAUCGACCAAAUCCAUCCGCUGUUAGCAUCGUCGGCCGAUGAUUUAGCUGCUAAAGGUUAGAACUGACAGAUCAAAACAAUGGAGUGCGAGAUUAAGGCCAUUUUCCACCACGUUGAUGGAAAUCACAAACAAACCUGCAGCAACCUUGAGAGGGCUAGUCAACUCAUCACAGAAGCAUUGCAGUGCGAGUUCCGGCAGAACACAACCCUGUGCAUGUUAAUCCACCGUCUGGAAGAGAGGGCUGCUGAGAAUGGAAGGAGCCUAUCAGAGCAGGUGGAUUCAAACCGGCAGCUGAAGCUCCAGGUGGAUGAACUACAGAAACAACUGCAGAACAAAGACAAGUCAUUAGCACAAGCCAAACAGAGUAUCACUAUGCUGAAGAAUGAGCUGAGGGACCUACGACAGCAACUCCACAGCCAGGAGAAUAGCCAAAGAACGAUUCAGGAAGUGACUGAGUGGUUGCAGGACGGAGAGCGUCAACCCAAUGUAGUGGAAGAGGAGGGCAGUGUGCUGCAGAAUCCAUUUGUUGGAAUUAAAGAGGAAGUGGCUGAUGGUGGAUAUCCCUGCAGUCAGUCAGUAGGUGAUACUGACGCCUCGACAGAACACACCAACUCCUCAUCUGCAGACAUCAAAGCUGAACUGGUGAAGGAGGAAGGUGAAAUGUUAGACAUGGCUCCAAUCGACAGCCCUGAGACGAGCCAUUCCCCUGAUCUCGUCAGGCCUUUGAGAUCGUCAGCGCAAUUGGUCGACUGUCGUGAGACACGACUGCAGCAAGCCGCGACCAGCGAUAACUAUGAAGAAGGAGAACAACCAGAUACUGGAAGAGGACUACAACCGUCAUCAUCAGCAGUCCCCAAAUUCACAGCCCCCCCAGAGACAGAGGUGGAUAAUGGGAGGCCAUAUAAGUGUCCUGUGUGUGGAAAGGAUUUCUCCAGAAAGGCAGUGAUGGAAACGCACCAAAAGGAUGCUCACACAGAAGACCAGCCCGAACAAGACCAGUACAACCUUGAACAAGACCAGCACACACACACAAGGAAAAAGGGCUGCGUCUGUGAACAGUGUGGGACAGUUUGUCCACGGCCAAAAGAUCUGAAGCGUCACAAACGCAUCCAUACAGGAGAGAGACCUUAUCACUGCUCAGAGUGCGGCCGCCGCUUCUCGCAGUUGGGAAAUCUCAGAACUCACUUUCGCAUCCACACAGGAGAGAAACCCUACCGCUGCACCGAGUGCGUUCAGCGUUUUUCCUCGUUGGGAAAUCUCAAAACACACCUUCGCACGCACACGGGGGACAAGCCGUACUGCUGUGGACAGUGUGGGGCAUGUUUCUCGCAGGCAGGAAGUCUGUCACGACACAAGCUGUCGCACAGGAAGAAGGCCGCAGCCAAUCAGGAGACAGACAUGGGCCUUUCGCACAGAAAGAGGGCCGCAGCCGCCACAGCAGCUACGCAGGAGACAGACAUGGGCCUGAGUAGCGGUAGUAGCACUAGCGUAGAUAAUGUUAUUGAUUACCUUAACAACCAGAUGUUUGCUGCGUUAAGCAGUACAUAUACAUUGAAUUAAAUGCGUUCAAGCUGAAUAUUCGAUGAAUAAUGCAGUCUGGAUAAUGCUUUUCUGCUAUCUAGUAAUGACUGUAAUUACCAUUCAUUAAUAAACAUGACCAUUUAUAUGCAUUACCUUUUUUAGGCGGUCUCUGAAAAGCUGUUUACAUGUACAUUAAAUGGAUAAUUUAGGGGGCUAAAACGCACCAGUCACGAUGGAGUUUUUAUCCACAUUUUAUUGACAACGUUUUAAUCCACCUUUUAUACAUAAAUGGGUACAUUUAAUCAGCACCUCAGUAGCGCUUUAAGGCCCUGCUGAACAGUUAAGCUUUCAGGUACAUGCUCUUUGUUCGAUUGUAGCUUGCUGCCACUGCUGUGCAAAGCAUUACAGUAUAAAGACUUAGUAAGUAAUUAACUGAUGAUGAACAAAACAGAAACAAAUGUUUGUAAAUGAAUGGGAAAUAUGUUAAUAUUUUUUAUUUAUCAAACUUUUACAUUGUUUGCAAAUGAUUAAACAUUAAGCUUUAAUACGAUUUAGUAAAUUAUAAAACAAAUAUUGUUAGUGUUUUGUUUAUCAUUAGUUAAUUAUCAAGUAAGUCUUUAUAAUGCUUUUUAUGCAUCUAUUAGUGUUACCCUUGUUUCUGGUUAUGAUUUCAUAUUGCAUCUGUGAUUUUUUUUUAAAGUUAUAAUUUGCUUGUAGUGUACAUUAUGUGAUUUUUUGGUAAAUUCUGUUCCUUGCUAUGUCUUUGGAGUGUAUUUUGUUUAAAUGUGCUUUAGAAGAAAUUAGAAGUUCAGAAGUGAUCUAAGAUUUUGUAGUGAGGUAGCUUAACUUUUUCCCAUCAUUAAAAGAAAUACAAUACAUGUUUGUGUGUUCUGAGAAUAAAACACACACUCAAGUCAUUAUGGGCUUCCUAUUCAUCAUAGUAUUUUAAAUUGGUUUAAAAUUGUUUCUUAUAAAUUAAAUGCCUAUGCAUGUCAUGUUACAUAAUUAAAUAGAAUAUGGUAUUUAAGUGGGGUGAAUUGUACAUCUGAUCUGAAUAAUGUAAAUUUGUAUUUGUAAAUAAAAUAUGGUAUUCAA